This is a messenger RNA of Staurois parvus, 264 nucleotides long. The record is from the annotation of a GenBank genome assembly. Lineage: Eukaryota; Metazoa; Chordata; Amphibia; Anura; Ranidae.
UCAUGUGAUCAGCUGUGUCCAAUCAGCUGACAGCUCGAGAGGAGAGUCCGUGCCACCUGUCAGUGUCCAUCACUGCCUUAUGUCAGUGCUCAUCAGUGCUUCGUGCCAGUGCCACACAUCAGUGCCUACCAGUGCACAUCAAUGCCACAUAUCAGUGCCCAUCUGAGCUGCCUUUCAGUGUCACCCAUCAGUGCCAGUCAGUGCCACCUAUCAAUGACAAUCAGUGCCACCUAUCAGUGCUGCCAAUCAGUGCCACCUAUCAGU